Molecule: messenger RNA, 1201 nt
Organism: Chrysoperla carnea
Lineage: Eukaryota; Metazoa; Arthropoda; Insecta; Neuroptera; Chrysopidae
Product: homocysteine S-methyltransferase YbgG-like
Exons: 6
Coding region: 82-1131 (349 amino acids)
Biological process (GO): S-methylmethionine cycle
Molecular function (GO): zinc ion binding; S-adenosylmethionine-homocysteine S-methyltransferase activity
Source: RefSeq, a predicted model, not a curated record
AAUAUUAAAUGCAUUUUCUGACCUUCGUUCGAAUUAAAUUAUUGUUUUAUGUACUUUUCCACCGAUUAAGAUCAACGGAAAAUGUUUGGAAAUUAUUUUAGAUACUUUUUUGAUAAAUUUAAAAUGACGCCAAAUAUAACGCCCACAGAGAAUGGGAUUCCACAAAUUGUUGUAUUAGAUGGUGGAUUUUCAACUCAGUUAUGUUGUCAUAUUGGUGAAAUUGUUGACGGUGAUCCAUUAUGGAGUGCACGAUUUUUAGCAACACAUCCAGAAGAAGUUAUUAAUACACAUUUAGACUUUUUAAGAGCUGGUGCUGACGUAAUAAUGACUAACACAUAUCAAGCAAGUAUCGGUGGGUUCGUACAGUAUUUAAAUAUGACACCUGAAGAUAGUUUAGAAUUAAUUAAAAAUGCUGUAAAUUUAGCAAAAACAGCGUGUGAUCAAUUUAUGGAAGAAUAUCCUGAUCCAGAUAGAUCUCGUCCAUUAAUUGUUGGAUCAGUUGGUCCAUAUGGUGCUUCAUUACACGAUGGAUCUGAAUAUAGUGGAAGUUAUGCGGAUCAAGUAACAAAACAGCAACUUAGAGAAUGGCAUAUACCUAGAAUUGAAGCAUUAAUUGAAUCCGGUGUAGAUUUAUUGGGUAUUGAAACUAUUCCAUGUGGUAAAGAAGCCGAAGUUCUUGUAGAAUUAAUCAAAGAAUAUCCACAUAUUAAAGCAUGGCUAUCUUUUAGUUGUAAAGAUGGUGCAAUUGCAAAUGGAGAUAAUUUCCACAAAACUGUACGUAAAUGUUACGAUUCAAAUCCACAACAAUUAGUAGCAGUAGGUAUAAACUGUUUAGGCCCAAAAUAUGUUGAACCAUUAAUAAAAGGAUUAAAUAAAGGACGGGAAAAUAGACCAAUACCUAUAAUUGUUUAUCCAAAUAGUGGUGAAAAUUAUAAUCCAGAAAGUGGCUGGAUUGAUCGAGAAAAAUGUGAACCAGUCGAAGGUUACAUAAAACAUUGGCUAGAUUUAGGAGUUACUUGGAUAGGAGGUUGCUGUAGAACUUACGCAUCAGAUGUAAGUCGUAUACGAAAUGAAGUCCAAAAAUGGAGUCAUGAGCAAAAAUUUAAUUCUGAUUUUAAAAAUAAUGUUUAAAGAAUUUCAUGAAAAAAUUUGUACAAAAUAUUUUGUAAUUAUUGUGCCAUAAAUUACCAUAAACACUGUA